AUGGAUGCCGAGCACAACGAUGACUCCCUGGUCGAUAUCGACGGCGUCUGCGAGCGUUGCCGCAGUAUAGCAUGGGAUGGAUCGAAAUCCAGUCAAUUCAUUAGCGAUUACAGUACCGAUCAUCAAAUGUUUCAUGUUAUUUCAUUCGUCGAGGGUUGUCGCAUCUGUCGCUUCCUAACUAGAUUUCUAUCUUCAAACUUCGGCUCAACUUUCCCGAACGAAGCUGUCCUGAAGACUAGCCCGUGUAAGGAUGAGAGGCUCUUGGGACCUGGACUUGAGUCAUCUUUUGUUUGCUCCUUUGAGAUACAGGCUACAACAUCUUCACAUACCUUACCGCAUAACGCGAGGGGGUUAAUAGUGAUUUCUCGUCUCGACCCCACCACGGCUACAAGUGCCUUUCAACACCUCUCGCCACCAGAAGUGCCCAUAUCGCGUAUAAAGAACUGGAUCAAAGCAUGCGAGGACUGCCACGGGCAGUGUAGGUUGGACGAGUAUCCACAUCUUUCAGAUCUGAGAGUCAUCGACUGUGAGCGGCAAAUCGUCAUCAACGCUCCAACCAAGUGCAAGUUUGUUGCAUUGUCGUACGUCUGGGGUGAUCCAAAAACUCAGUCUGGUGUCCAAGACACAGUAAACUUGCAGCAACAACCUCGGACAAUUCAGCAAAGCAUAUCGACCACGCUCGAUCUAGGGUACAAGUACCUGUGGGUUGAUAGAUGCUGCAUUGUGCAGGAAGAUGUAGAGGAUAAGGCUAGACAGAUAUCGCAGAUGGCCAGCAUCUACAAGGCAGCCCAACUCACCAUCAUUGCUGCAGCUGGGGCUGAUCCUGCGCACGGUCUUCCUGGUGUAAGACCCCACCUACGACCUAGUCAGGAUAUAUACCAUGAGACUAUCGAUUCGUUCUGCUUGUCAGCUUUGCCAGCGAUGCGCAACCUCGCAGAUAUCGCCGACUCGAAAUGGGCUUCUCGAGCUUGGACGUUUCAAGAAGGAUUUAGUUCCAGACGGCGUCUGAUAUUCACCAAUCGACAAGUCAUAUUUGUUUGCAACACCGAUGUUUUCUACGAGUCUCCAGUUGAGUUGGAUCAUACUGAGGUGCCAAACCUAGAUGGAUGGAUCCCACCCAGACACAGGAAUACAACAUCGAUUCGGAGCACUUCUCGAAAAUACCCACUGCAAGGGAUCAUACGAAGUCUCACUGAGUACAGUGGACGCGAUCUAACACGUGAGGAUGACGCUCUGAGGGCUAUAGAAGGUACUCUGAAUAUGUUGCUAAAAAAGAAUGAGAACCAUAUUUGGGGUGUCCCAUUUCGCUUCCUGGGCUCAGUCUCGACCGCUGGAAGCCGCUCGAGGCCUGUCGCUGUACAGUCGACAGACAGCCAUCUUGCAGAAGUGUUGGAAAAAGUCGAGAUCUGUCUGCUCUGGCACCAUUAUAAACCAUGCCGUCGUCGAUCAGGAUUCCCGAGCUGGUCUACUUUGGGCUGGGCGGGAAGUAAAACGAUACCGUGGUUGCGUGAAGAAACAUACACGGGUUUCAUCUCACUGCACACCCCGGAAGGACCGAAAGCGCUACCGAAAUGCAACAUUCGCUAUGAUACAGACUUAACGAGCCCGCCGAAAAAACUUGAGAUAAUUGCUAAGGUAAUGGACAUGCGUGUUGGACUUUGCCGCGUGGAGAGCCCUUGGGAAUCGAGCAGCUCUGAAGAGAGCUCAAAGUAUGCCACAUUCGACGUAAGCGGAGAAGUUGAAGUAAGAGAUUAUGCUCAAUUGGAUGAUAAUUCAUUGGAGUUCGAGGAUUGUCUAAAAGCCAUGGUUGUCAACAAACACCUCAUGCUCCUCAAGCCGCAGGAUGGUCAUUACGAACGAAUCGGCUUCUGUACUUGGAGCACAGGGUCCCUGACUGAUUUUCUUCGCCGUGGUUUGCUUUACGAGAAGAAGAGCGCACGUCAUAUGGAGUUGCCCCUCUCGUACCAACAGCAAGCACAGUUUGAAGCUUGCUGUCAGGGCGACCAUGACAACGAACCGUGGUGGGAGGACAUGGUCAAGGAAGAACUCAUUGUGCUUGGAUAA
Molecule: messenger RNA, 2064 nt
Organism: Ascochyta rabiei
Lineage: Eukaryota; Fungi; Ascomycota; Dothideomycetes; Pleosporales; Didymellaceae
Exons: 2
Coding region: 1-2064 (687 amino acids)
Source: RefSeq, a predicted model, not a curated record